Molecule: messenger RNA, 1433 nt
Organism: Stegodyphus dumicola
Lineage: Eukaryota; Metazoa; Arthropoda; Arachnida; Araneae; Eresidae
Product: leptin receptor gene-related protein-like
Biological process (GO): late endosome to vacuole transport via multivesicular body sorting pathway
Cellular component (GO): endosome
Source: RefSeq, a predicted model, not a curated record
CUUUCUUAUAUUUCAGUAACUGGUACCCUUUUUUUGUGUUAAUCUUUUACCUUCUGUCGCCUCUUCCUACAUUAAUAUCACGUCGAUAUAGAGAUGACAUGGGAACUAGCAGUGCUUGCCAGGAGGUUGCAAUUUUUUUAACAACUGGUAUCAUUAUUUCUGCAUUUGGACUUCCAAUAGUUUUAGCUGAAGCACCUUCUGGACAACCUGUUAUAGAAUGGGGUGCUUGUGGCUUAGUUCUUGCUGGAAAUAUAAUUGUUUUUCUUACAAUACUUGGAUUUUUCCUUGCCUUUGAUAAUGAUGACAUAGAUUAUAGCAUGUGGUGAUAAUGUCUUUCAAAUUAUAUAUAUAAAUACACUAUCAGUAUAUUUAUUCUUACAAAAGUUUUGGUGGUUUUUAAAAAUUUAAUAUUUUAGGAAUUUAACCUACCUAUUUUAAAUUUUUUGCUCCAAUCAAAUAUUUUUUUCUGAAAUGUGCUGUAUUCCUCUUUAAACUGUUAACAGUAAGUACUUGGGAAUUAAUUAUAACUAAUGCAGUUAUGUAAUUUGUUAAAUUAUGAUUAGAUUUAAAAAAAUAUUGUCCAGUUUAUUGAAAGUUAUGCUAAAUUAUUCUUUAUAAUGAUGUUUGGUUAAUAAGAAUUGUAACAAAUAGUUUUAUCAAAUAUUAAGCAUUGAAUUUAUUGAUGUAUAAGGUGUCCAUAUGAGAGAUAUUCAGAGUAAUAAAAUUAUAUCUCAGAAAAGAUCCAAAAAAUAUCUGAUUGUACACAAUUGUUAAGAAAAAAUAUUUUAAAGAAAAUUUCUCUCAGAAUAAUUAGCACAGUUAUUUCCAUUAUGAGUUCCCUCAGUAUUAAUAUUUAACUUCGUUGAGCCAGUUGCAGUUAGGAAAAAAAAAAAAAAAUAUUAGCAAUGUGGGAUUUUGAGCCAGGGCAUUUUGUAGUAAAGAGGGAGUAGAGGAGAAUAGUGAUACAGUAUUUAUGCAAAAUGUAAAAAAUGUAUAACCAUAGUUUAAGAAUAUUCCUUAAAUAUAUUGUAAAUGUGAGUAUUCAAAGGUUAUUAUGAUGUCAAACUCUAAGAUGUUAGUGGUAUGAUAGUAAGGUACAGUAUAAGUUAAAAUUUGUGAAAUAAACUGAAUUUUAUGAGUUAAUGACUAGAAUUUUUGUCAUUAUUUAAUCUUAUGGAAACUUUCUUCUCUUUGUUGUUUUAGUGAAUAGAGAAUGGGCUUCAUAAAUAAUAUGUUAUGAACCCCAUUAUUGUGUCAUUUGACUGUAUUACUUUGAAUUUAAGACAUAAUACAAUUUUGUAAUUGGAAAAAGUAUUAUAGAGUAGAUGACCUUGAAUUUAAACUCAACAAGAUUUUUAAAUUGGAAAAAAUAAUAAAAAAUAAAAAUAAUUUGUAAGUUUCUCAAAAAAAAAAAAAAAAAAAAAAAAAAAAAA